AUGCGUGUUAGGUCUCUCCCGUUGGCUGACAUUGGUGGGAGAGGAGCAGAGGUGGAACCUGAACUAGCAGCUGGGUACAUCGGCUCUGGACUCAGUAGAGUUGUAUUAGCGCAGCAGCAACAUGGUAAAAUCAGGGAAGGGCACACAUAUGAAGAUCUCAAUGGCAAAAUUACUGCAGAAGGAAAAACAGCAGAAGUUCUUCUCACCGCUCUCCUUGGAGUGACCUUUGCAAGUGAUACAGUCAACAUCAACAAUCAGGGAAACACCGGAACAAAUGUUCACCAGACUGUUAACAUUGAUAACCAUGAUAAUGUUGCCAAUGUGAACCAAUUCAAUGGCUGGAACUCUUGGAAUUCCAUAUGGGACUAUAACAGGGGUCUUUUUGCUGCCAGGCUCAUGUCCAAGAGAGCUUGUGUUGUUAGCAGGAUGAACAGAAAUGUGGUACCCAGCUUGGCACAGCUCAGCAAGGUCAGCCAGGAGAAGCAGAACCCCAAUGCUCCCCCUCCACAUACCCUAACGUACACAGUGUCCCAGACCCGGGUUAAGAAUGUUGCACAAUUUGGAAGCCACAUCGAAGCUCUGUGCAAAGGAGUCCCUACUUUCUACGCCCAGGAAAUGCAAGGUGCUGGUCUCUUUUUGAAUAUGCAUGGCUGCACUAAUCUCGGUAUACUGAGAUUUCUCGGCAUCUCUCUGUGUGGGAACAUUGGAUGCUAAGCCUUCCAUCUUGUCUCCUGAUAAUAUGAAUGAACGUGCCUGGCUGAAGUAAUUUUAUUCAUACUCUGCUCCGUCUGAUCUCUUUCCCCCUCUUCUCUUUGUUUGUCCACUGGCUGAA
Pelobates fuscus (common spadefoot toad) is the source of this 832-nucleotide messenger RNA. RefSeq names its product gastrokine-1-like. Bases 1 to 714 code for a protein of 237 amino acids. The transcript is spliced from 8 exons. Lineage: Eukaryota; Metazoa; Chordata; Amphibia; Anura; Pelobatidae. Gene Ontology annotation, biological process: regulation of cell population proliferation. The record is from RefSeq and is a predicted model, not a curated record.